AUGAGUCUAAUGCAGCAAGGAAUGGGAAUAUGUGAAAGCAAUACUGUGUCAUAUGGAAGCCAAAUGCAGGUAACUACAACAACUGCAUUAAGAGCCGCCAUUUCCACUGUGAGAACUUUGGAAGAUAGCCAGCCCGGAAGAAGGAUAUUAUCGGAGAAAACAAUCGAAUCAUUAGAGCCAUCUGGUAGCCAGGAGCAAGAUUCACAGUAUCAUGAGAUCCCACUAAGCUUACAGGCAAAGGCGUAUAUGGAUAUAAUGAUUCAAGCGACCGUAACAUCAAUGGUACAAUCAAUGCGUCAAUACAUGGAUCAGCAAUUUGAAAUGAUUAACAGAAGGUUUGCGCAACUAGAACAAGCUAAUAUGGGCAGCAAUGAAAUCAAUAGCGACAGCCAGAACUCAACAAGCACGCAGCAUAUACACAAUCGUACUCAGGAAACCACUCGUAUAGCAAGUUCAGGCAGCAACGUAGAUAUUAAUAAGAAGCAAGAAAGGACCAGCUGUGUAAAACUUAAAGCGACCUUAAGAAAAUUUCCAGCCAUCGAUUAUUCUGAAAUUAAGCUAACUCCUGCA
Molecule: messenger RNA, 570 nt
Organism: Racocetra fulgida
Lineage: Eukaryota; Fungi; Glomeromycota; Glomeromycetes; Diversisporales; Gigasporaceae
Source: the annotation of a GenBank genome assembly